GACCCUGCCCGGAAGUGUAGAGCCCUUGACCGGUCUUUUUCGAAGGUCAAUACCAGUUACAGAAGCUUUGCCUGAGCCCAAGAUGACCGCCUUCAACGUUCGCACCCUGGCCUCGCGCGCUGCCCAGCGCCUCGCUGAACACCGUCCAAAAGCUGAGGCGCGCGGCACCGCUUUCAGUACGGAACGAUUGCCAACGGACGCUUUUGCCGGCGUUGACACUGGGUCAAUGAGAACUCUGUCCCAUAGUGAAGAAUCCUGCCCCAAGUCGAAGAUGGGCAGGUUCUUGGCAAAGAUUCGAGGGCGGUUCUCGAAGCGUCUUGCCAAGAGGGAGGCAAUAGACGAACCUUGCGCGAGCUGCCUCGAUAUCAUGCCCGUUGAGUGCUUGAUAAGCAUGCCUUGUCAGCAUAAGUACUGCAGCAGAUGCUUGAAACAAAUGGUGUUUACAGUCAUGCCAGAUGAAGGGCUGUUCCCACCCAGAUGUUGCAAGCAAAAAAUUCCAACAGAGGUCAUACUACCCGUGCUGACUCCAAAGGAGAGAACGGUGUAUUUGGCAAAGACACAGGAGUAUGCAGUCCCAGCUCGAGAACGCUGGUACUGCCCUGCGGCAACGUGUGGGCGAUUCAUCCCGCCAAAGCAUCUGAACAGCAAGCUCUCGUCACAAAGCUGUCCAUAUUGCAGCACAACGUUCUGUUCCGGUUGCAGAUUUCCCGGGCUCACUUCAAAAGACUACUUCCCAGAUCCCGGACUGGUGGCCGUCUUCGAAGAUCCGCGCCUCGGCAAAGGACAGAGAGGGUUCAAAUGUGGCUCUUUGGUGGACCUCUUAUUCAAUUGCGAUCAUGUUACAUGUCGAUGCAAAGCACAAACCUGUAACAUGUGUCGCAAUCCUUGGUUGUCGUGUACAUGUGCUAAGCCCGGCCAACGACCAAUUGAUUUCCUCACAUUCAUUGUUGGGCACAGUGGAGUGAACCGAGAUCAGGAGGCAGAACUGGCCGCCGUGGUGGCUGCUAUCCUGUGCAAUGAAAGGCUACAGGAUGAGGAAAUGGCAAAGACCCAAGGGAUAGACAAGGGAGGUCACAAAUGCCGAGAUCGGGGGAGUCUGCGGAUAGCACCGCAGACUCGCGCUAGGAGGGUGUCCUAGGCCUCUAGGCUCACAGUUGGGCCGUAACAGAUUGAUACGUUCUACCCAAAAAGGAACUGUCCAUAGUAUUGUCUUCCCUUUGUCAAAUGAAAAUGGAAAAUUCUUAGUUGGGUCCUUGUUAUCAUGACUCUACUAGAACUUCUUAUCGAGCUGCUUCUCUCCGUAGCUGACUUUCUUCUCGAGACGGGCAUCCACGCCCCAAUCCGGACCUGUCCAUAUCUCUACCGGGAUCUUCGCACUCCUCUGCCAGCAUAAUUUCAAGCAGCGGAGCAGCUCGACGCUCCUCUGGGCAGUCAUGGAGGGACGCGAUGAUAUGGUCUCAGAAAUCACCGCGAUUGCCGGCUGCACCGCCGAGAUUGCAGAUUCCCUCCACUGAGCGCCCCUGUCCUUAGCGACCAAGAGGAG
Molecule: messenger RNA, 1543 nt
Organism: Aspergillus sclerotioniger CBS 115572
Lineage: Eukaryota; Fungi; Ascomycota; Eurotiomycetes; Eurotiales; Aspergillaceae
Product: BRcat and Rcat domain-containing protein
Exons: 3
Coding region: 83-1138 (351 amino acids)
Biological process (GO): ubiquitin-dependent protein catabolic process; protein polyubiquitination; positive regulation of proteasomal ubiquitin-dependent protein catabolic process
Cellular component (GO): cytoplasm; ubiquitin ligase complex
Molecular function (GO): zinc ion binding; ubiquitin conjugating enzyme binding; ubiquitin protein ligase activity
Source: RefSeq, a predicted model, not a curated record